AACGUAAAUAUUUAUGUAUAUUAAAGAGUUACAUACCGGCAUAGGUAAAUUUACUACUAUAAUGUUCCACUAAACGUGAUCCUCGCCUUGUUUCCGAACAAAAUUUCAUACUUAUUGUCAACAAUGAUGAGGAGACCUUGUUUGCCAAUCUAUAAUGAUAUUUAUAUAUGUAUAACACACUGUUUGAGCAAAAAAUUUGGGGAAAUGCGUCGGAUUUACAGAUCCAGAUCAUAAUAAAAACAAGUCUUGAGUACUUUAUUAUUAGAAGUAAAAGGCGUGCCGAAGAAUCAAUCAAUGUGAAAAUUAGUUUGGCACUUUUAAUUAUUAACAAAACUGCAACAAAACUGCAUAAGAACAUGCAUAUUUAUUUAUAAUCCGUCAGUUGCAUAGAAUAGAUAACCAUGCUUAUACUGCCAUAUCAGUUCAUGUGGAUAAGCGUCGUCUCGAUAUUUUUAAUUAUUGGCGUAGGUCUCUUUGUGUAUUUGGUGCUCAUACCGUUGCCAGAUUUGGGAAAAUAUUUUCCAAAGCAGAAUUGGGAAGAAAAAUUAACAUAUUCGAGAAAUGGAGGAAAUAAUUUGGAGAACCCAAUCACAAAAAAAUUAUCAAAUGUGUUGCAAUAUCCAAAAGCUUUGGAUAACACAGUACAAAAGGACAAAGAUCCCCAGCAGGAAAAGCCUUCGGUAAUUACAGGACCUCAAGGUCACGGUUUUUACACUUCUGGUCACUGGAAAAUUGACCCUUUGGGAGCAGAAUCGUUUGGACAAUUCUCCAAUCCCGAAUUUCUCAUGACCGAGUACUUUGCUUCGAUCAUGUCCCCACCUGUGCCACCCGAGAUGGAGGAGAAUGGAUCAACGUCACAACAUUGCCAUGAUAUCGGAAACCUAAUGGUUUGUGAAAAUCAUGACAAUGAUUCCCAUUCUAGCGACUAUGCAUUUAUGGAUAGCCAAAGUGAUUCAGAUAUGGUCAUGAUGAUGUUUUAAUGCACCAGUAGAUUAACACAUUUAAUAUUUCUCAUAUUUCAAUAUCAAAAUAAGCUCUGCUGUUCUUCUCAUUAAAUAUUUGCGACACAAUACACGAUUUAAAUAUCAAA
Messenger RNA from Folsomia candida, 1090 nucleotides. RefSeq lists its product as uncharacterized. The transcript is spliced from 3 exons. The coding region runs from base 402 to 980 and encodes 192 amino acids. The record is from RefSeq and is a predicted model, not a curated record. NCBI's taxonomy places the organism in Eukaryota, Metazoa, Arthropoda, Collembola, Entomobryomorpha, Isotomidae.